Messenger RNA from Lactuca saligna, 696 nucleotides. The record is from the annotation of a GenBank genome assembly. NCBI's taxonomy places the organism in Eukaryota, Viridiplantae, Streptophyta, Magnoliopsida, Asterales, Asteraceae.
AUGCUACUAAUUUUGUACUCCACAUUUGCUAUUUCCAGACAACAAGGGAGGGAGAGAGACGAUCUUCUUCAACGCAAGCAAAAAUUUAGGGUUUCCUGUAUUUGCAUCGGCUGGUUGCUUUUCAUCACUCCAUCAUCCAUUAACAAUCUUCAGUCAAUUGAUGAACCAAGAACAAUGAAGGCAAGAUCAUCUUCAUUGAAUCCAUAUGCUACUUCUUACAUUCCACUCUCUAGAAGAGGGCCCACAACAACUCAUGAAACAAAAGGCUAUGAAUCAACAUAUGUUUCCCCUGCAAACACUACACAAAACCAUGGUGCUUCUGUUGAGAGUCCAGAUAGCUUGAAACUCAAGAAUCAUUCUGGUUUUGAGUCUUAUGGUUCAUCAUCACAUAGUGCUGAGCUGGCAGGAAAACAGGCCAUGGAUAUUGAUCAUGACAUGAAUUUGGCGUAUCUUCAGAUGACGUUUCCUGGUGUCUCUGAUGAGUCUCUUUCAAGUGUCUAUAUGGCAAACAGAGGUGACAUGGAAGCCACAGUUGAUAUGCUGAAUCAACUUGAGAUGCACAGUGGUGAUUUCUCUGAGAAUCUUCCGGAUUCAUUAGACAUUGGUGAUGUGUCAGAAGCUGGAUCAUCUUCUAGUGAGGGUGGAGGUGGAUCUCAAAAAAUGAAGAAGGUGGCAGUUGGAGCUUUGCUCACAUAA